AUGGGUGAGUUACAGUACCCCGGCGCACCAAGCGUCGGUGACGAUGAAAGACAAUACAGGGCGCCGUUCCGCCGCGCCCCACAGUACCGAUGGCCGGCACCACAGCCCCCUCAGCCUUCGGCCUUCGCCCCGUGGCGCAGAGCACCUGCGCCUCCCAGGCCCCCAGAUUACCGGCGCAGCGCAUCUUACCCUGGAAAGCCGGACGAGCCUUAUCAGGAACGAGGCGGCUUAGACAAUAUGAGAUCUCUCGAGCACUAUCUAACCGAUAUCAUGAGAGCAGACACAUCUGAUCACAUGAAAGGCAAGUCGCCCUUUUUCCCCGGCGUGGAGGACGCGGCAGUGGUGGCGGGCGUAGCGGGCGCUGGCUCGCCCGCCGUACCCCCCGACCAGACGCAGGAUGUGGUCUCCAGGCUCAGCGCUGCCGGUUUAUCGAUGUGCGUGAGUGCGCUGGGCUCCCCGGCCCGCUCGUCGCCAGUGUCGGCCGGUUCGGAGCACGGCGAGAGAUUCAGUAGGAAGGUGUUUGUGGGGGGCUUGCCGCCAGAUAUCGAUGAAGAUGAAAUAACUUCGUCAUUCCGGCGAUUUGGUCCUUUGGUCGUCGAUUGGCCUCAUAAGGCCGAGAGCAAGAGCUACUUCCCGCCGAAGGGUUACGCGUUUUUGCUGUUUCAAGAUGAGAGCUCGGUCGCUGCAUUGAUGGAGGCGUGUAUCACUGAUGACGACAAGCUUUACCUCUGCGUGUCGUCGCCAACAAUCCGCGACAAGCCCGUGCAGAUCCGGCCGUGGCGGCUCGCCGAUGCCGACUUUGUUCUCGACGCCAGCAUGCCACUGGACCCGAGAAAGACUGUGUUCGUUGGUGGGGUACCGCGUCCGCUCAAAGCUGUUGAAUUAGCAAUGAUUAUGGAUCGGCUGUACGGCGGCGUGUGCUAUGCUGGUAUCGACACCGAUCCAGAACUCAAGUAUCCCAAGGGCGCAGGUAGAGUGGCGUUUUCCAACCAGCAGUCGUAUAUCGCCGCCAUUUCGGCGCGCUUCGUUCAGCUUCAACACGGAGACAUUGACAAACGCGUCGAGGUGAAGCCGUACGUCCUGGACGACCAGAUGUGCGACGAGUGCGCUGGAGCCAGAUGCGGCUCCAAGUUUGCUCCUUUCUUCUGCGCGAACGUCACUUGCCUUCAGUACUACUGCGAGCACUGCUGGGCCACCAUCCACUCGCGGCCCGGGCGCGAGUUCCACAAGCCGCUCGUGAAGGAGGGCGCCGACCGGCCGCGCGCCGUGCCCUUCCGCUGGUGUUAG
Molecule: messenger RNA, 1287 nt
Organism: Parnassius mnemosyne (clouded apollo)
Lineage: Eukaryota; Metazoa; Arthropoda; Insecta; Lepidoptera; Papilionidae
Source: the annotation of a GenBank genome assembly